Messenger RNA from Oncorhynchus nerka (sockeye salmon), 1887 nucleotides. RefSeq lists its product as uncharacterized. The coding region runs from base 239 to 1825 and encodes 528 amino acids. NCBI's taxonomy places the organism in Eukaryota, Metazoa, Chordata, Actinopteri, Salmoniformes, Salmonidae. The transcript has 5 exons. The record is from RefSeq and is a predicted model, not a curated record.
GACAGAGGGUAUCCCAGCAGGCGUUGCUCCUAGGUCGGACUUCUUGUUCCAGCCAAGACCAGAUGCUGCUCAGGACCCAGAUGCUCCAGAGUCUAACCCUGCACCCUCUGCUCCUGGAACUCUUACAAUCCCCCCUUCUUUACGUCUCAAACCUCCCUCUUCCUCCUCCCACUCUCCUAUCUCUCGUCCCCGUACACCCCUUUUCCCCCCUCUCCGGCCACGCCCCCAGACCAGUGCCAUGGUAACAGACAGACAGACCACACCCACCCGGCACCUCUCAGUCCCACCUCCAACUCUCUACUCUUCUGUGCGUUCUGUCCCUCUGAGACCCAGACUUCAUUCUGCAAAUGGCCACAGGGUGGCAUCCCCGAGACACAGCCCGGCCCUGCAACCAAUCGCUGCUGCAGCUACCAGACAGGCCCUGCCCAGCAGACAGUGGACUGGACCAGCCAGCAGUUUGUCAUCUCAAAUCCCACCCACACAGACCACCCCAGGCCAAUCACAGCUCAGCUCAGGCUCUAGUCCCCUGGGUUCUACUUCCUGUUUUGAUCGGUUGCCGCCGGCAUCAAGGCAGCUGCAAAUCAUUGCCCUCUCCGCUGGCUCCACCCACCGCCUCAGCAGCCAACUACAGCCUGCUGCCAACACACACACCCCAGCUUCUGUCCAAUCAAAGCACCUGGUUCUUGAAUCCCCACCACCUCAGCUCAAUGCCCAACCACAGAGGACUUCUGAACACGCCUCUCCCUCUCCCACCUCCUCCAUCCACAAAGCCAACACACCCCUACCCUACCUCCAUUAUCAGGCCAGACACACGGAUCCAAAAGGAGAAGUGGGGAGACAGGGGGUAAGGGAGGAGAGAGAGAGGGUGGGAUUAGAGGAAGAAAUUAUGGGGGGAAUUGAAGAGGGGCAGAGGAAUAGAGAGAGGGUGGGAGGAGACAGACAGGUGACAGGAGAGGAGAAAGGGAAUGUGGAUAAGAGAGGAGCGAGGGUGGGAGGACAGGAGAAAGAGGGGACUGGAGGAGAGGAAACAUUGAUGGAGAGAGUUAAGGGACUUGAGACACUGAGAGAGAUGACAGAAGUAGAGGAGGGGCAGGAAAGGAUGAAGAUAGAGGGAGAGGAGCAGAGAGAGAGGAUGGAAGUAGAGGAGGAAAAGCAGAGACAGAGGAUGGAAGUAGAGGAGCAGGAGCGGGGACAGAAAGAUGCAAUGAAAGGAGAGGAGGGGACUACAAUAGACCCACAGCUCAAUCCAGACCCGGCUACUCAGAACCCUCCCUCAGAACCCCCCAUAAACAUCCAGAGACCAUCAGACCGUCCCAUAGAGCAAUCCCCAGACCUCCCCCAUGUGGACCAAGAGGACCUCUGUGAGAACAUGUUCAAUCAGUCUGACAACCAAUCAGUCUUGUCCAGUCUUUCCUCUCAGUCUCCCCCUGCCUCACCCUUCCUCACCCUUUCAUCUGAUCUCCCCCCUCCUCUCCUGCCUGUUAGCCCUUCCCACCCAGAGAGCCUCAGCCUAUCACAGAGCCGCCCUGAGACCUUCAGUCUAUUGGAGCGCAAGCCUUGGUCACAGAGGGUCUGGCCAGAGGGCGGGAGGCGUGUCUUAACUCACCUGGUGGAGGGCUUCAUCAUACAGGAGGGGCUGCAGGCAUUCCCGGUGAACCGCUCGUCUCUGUUGUUGGGAGGGCAGGAGGGUGUCUCCCAGAAUGGGAACAUAGAGGGAGCCGAGUUAUUACCGUUGACAGACACACCAGAGCCACCGGAACAUUCCAGCGAAUCAGAACAAGAGCGUGUGGCUACAAGUGACCCGCUCACAGGUAACCCACCUUAAUCUCCUGGUUCUGAAUCAAUAUUCAAUUCAAUAUUCAAUUCAAUUAUCUCUCUGAAUCCAAA